Ruditapes philippinarum (Manila clam) is the source of this 2602-nucleotide messenger RNA. RefSeq names its product cell cycle checkpoint protein RAD17-like. The coding region runs from base 90 to 2171 and encodes 693 amino acids. Gene Ontology annotation, molecular function: chromatin binding. The record is from RefSeq and is a predicted model, not a curated record. NCBI's taxonomy places the organism in Eukaryota, Metazoa, Mollusca, Bivalvia, Venerida, Veneridae. The transcript is spliced from 17 exons. Gene Ontology annotation, biological process: mitotic DNA replication checkpoint signaling; DNA repair; DNA damage checkpoint signaling.
GACGGGAUAUAGUUGAGUUGUUCAACAAAUUCGAAAAACUUUUUAUUUUAAUAAUAUAUCUCGCUAUAUUCCAAAUGACAUAGGCAGCAAUGAGUAGGAAACAAAGUAAAUUGACAAGCUUAUGGGCAGAUGAUGAUGAUGAUGACUGUAUUAUUUUAGAUCCUCUUCCAGUAACCUGUUCCUCAACCAGAAAGACAGAUAAACCAGUGGUUAAAGUGUCCAGUACAAAAAAAGCCACUCAAUGGGUUUCAUCAGCAUUUGAUGGGUUUGAUGACUUUUCUGAUGUGAAGUCAAAACCACCAAGACAUUCAAGCAAUAUCAGGGCUGACAAGACCUCAAGUUUGAAAAGACCUCACCAAUCUAUAUCUAAUGGACAUGAAGGAAUUCCUCCACAGAAAUUAGUUACACGGAGGGCUAAUUCUGGGCCUGACAUUACACUGUGGUCAGAUAAAUAUGCUCCAACAAACCAGGGAGAUUUGGCUGUACAUAAGAAGAAGAUAGCAGAUGUGGAACAAUGGAUAAGUGGACAUAUACAGAAGAAAAAGUUACCCCCAAUAUUGUUAUUGACUGGACCAGCAGGUGUUGGUAAAACUGCCACAGUUAAGGUGCUAGCCAAGGAGCUUCGGUGUGAGCUACAUGAAUGGUCAAAUCCUCUAGCUGAUGAUUAUAGUGAAGGAUUCUCUACAAGCAGUGACUGGAAAUCUAGGUCUCGUAUAGAAGCAGGGAUCUCAAGCUCUCAAAAAUCCCAGUUUCAGGAAUUUUUGUUAAGAGCAAACAAGUAUAAUACACUGGAUAUAUUUGGUGGUGGUGGUGGUGUAAUGACGAGGAGAAUUAUCCUGGUUGAAGACUUCCCGAACAUGUUCUUCAGAGAAGCAGCUCCAUUUCAUGACAUUUUAAGGAGGUAUGUGCAGGUUGGAGGAAGUCCACUUAUAUUCAUAGUUAGUGACAGUACUAGUGGGGAUUCUAAUGAGAGGCUGCUCUUUCCCAAGGACCUACAAGCCCAGCUCAACAUAGAAAAUAUCAGUUUUAAUCCAGUUGCUAUGACGAGUAUGACCAAGAUACUGACUAAAGUAGCCACGGAGGAAUCAUUGAAAGGUAGUCAUAAAUUUACUGUGCCAUCUAAGUCUGUGAUAGAAUCUAUUGCCAUGGCGAGUGCUGGAGAUAUCAGAGGUGCCAUCAAUGCCUUACAGUUUGCUUGUCUAAAAGACACAUGUGAUUUAGCAGCUGCAAGUUAUUCUAAAGGUAAGACAAGAUUAACCAAGAAAUCAUCAACGACAGGAAAGAAAGGAUCUACCACAAAGAAGACAUUGAGUAAAACCAGCAGCUCCCAGAAGGAUGAGGAACUUAUGUCUAUAGGUGGCCGAGAUACAUCAUUGUUCUUGUUUAGAGCUCUUGGAAAAAUACUUUACUGUAAAAGAACUGAUCCAGGUGAGGAUGAAGAAAACCGAGCAGUUUUACCAUCACAUCUAUCACAGUAUUAUAGAGACCCUCUACAAGUUGAUCCUGAGGACGUUGUAGAGAGGUCACAUCUGUCAGGAGAUUUCUUUGGUGCUUACCUACAUCAGAACUAUGUUGAGUUUUUCUCCAGUAUAGAGGAUUUAGUCACAGCUAGUGAAUACAUCAGUGAUGCUGAUUAUCUAACCAUAGAUUGGGCUUCUAGGUCAGCACUACAGCAGUAUGCAGCAUCAGUUGCCACAAGAGGUAUCAUGUUCUCAAACAGUAGUCGAGCCCGACAUACAGACAGUGGGGGCGGAGGUCUUGGCUGGAAACCUCUACAUAAACCACAGUGGUAUACAGCUUCCAAACAAGCAAGACAAAAUUCUGAAACUGCAAGAUAUCUGUUCCGAAGUUACCGGGCUCCACCAGUUGUUUUACAGACAGAAUUAAUACCAUACACCUCACUUAUAAAUACAACUCUUCAUGAUACUGGUCAAAUAUCAUUUAUGCAGGAAAUUUGCAGAUUUUCUAGUCAUAAAACCAGCAGGUAUGAAAAACUUGAUGAAAAAGAAAUAGAUAUGGAAGAUGAUGAUGCAAGUCAAUCAGUCAAUCAAAAAUCAGAACAAUCUGUGUUGCCAGGGGAUACUGAUGAUGUCAUAAGCAACAGCCAAUCAAAUUUAAAAUCCUCACAGGAAGAGGAGGAGGAAUACAUCAUAGAAGAUUAUGAUGAUUGAAGAAAGAAUUCCAAAAACGAUGAUUUCAUGUGUAGUUUUUCAUUUAAAAUGUUUUUAAGAUCAUUUUAUUCUUGUUGAAGAAAUAAAAUGAAAAUAAAUUUUGUCAGGCAAGUCAAAAGUGUUUAAACUAAAGAGACAUUAACAACAGAUAGGUUGUCUGAAUAACAGGUGCUAUGUAUUGUUCUUUUGCUAAGUUAAUUAUUAAUUUAAUUGAUAUGUUAAUGAACAAAUUUUAGGUUUUGAUAAUAAUUAUCAUGUUCUUUAACAUUUUGUUAUUUCUUUCUCUUUCUGGCAGAAAAUGUUAUUAGAGCUGUGAUAUGCCGUCCCUUAAUUUACUUUACGUUUAUACGCUACAAAUGAAAUUGAAUCCUCUACCAGAAUUGUGUGAUAAUGUUAAAUUGACAAAAUAUGCAUUAAAACUUUGUUCUACG